This is a messenger RNA of Penicillium concentricum, 696 nucleotides long. RefSeq lists its product as uncharacterized. The transcript has a single exon. NCBI's taxonomy places the organism in Eukaryota, Fungi, Ascomycota, Eurotiomycetes, Eurotiales, Aspergillaceae. The record is from RefSeq and is a predicted model, not a curated record. Bases 1 to 696 code for a protein of 231 amino acids.
AUGGACCAGGCAUACUUGGACUUUUUGGUGCGAUGGGAGAAACAAGAUGAAUGGUCUUUCUUCGAUCUGACUGGAUGUCCCCGAGAAUUACUAGUUCACCUAUUUCAACUUGCCGAGUUAGCCAAGCAGUGCGAGGUCGCCUUAUCCAUGAAAUGGCUGACUUUCAACAUGACUCCUAUCACAAAAAUAGAACAGGAACUGAUCGAGUGGAAGAAUGACACAGACUCUUCUUCAAGUUACAAUAACUCCAACUUGACUGACGAGGAGGCGAUAAAACAGCUCCACGAGCAACAAGAUCGCUACCACUGUGCUGAGGCCUGGCGAUAUGCAUUGCUCCUCUAUCUUGAAUAUAUCUUCAAGAGUGAUCGGAACAGACGAUCUCUCAGCGUCAACAGACUGGUGCGCAAGACGAUUGAUCACAUUCGGUGCUGCCGACGAACGUCCCAGACACAAAAGCAACUCCUUAUCCCAGUCUUCCUUGCUGGUAGCGAGACCUCAGAUGAAGAUAUGCGUCAUUUUGUGAAGGAGUAUUGUGCUUACUGGGGGGAGAAAUCUCGUUAUAGCAUGUUUAAUUCUGUUCCUGUGCUUUUUGAUGAAAUUUGGGCCACAGGAAAAUGGUGGGGUGCCGUGAUUGAUAGCAAGACGCGACCUAGUCCUGGCCAUGGACAGGGAACUACGCAAUUAUUAUUUGGAUAG